AUGCAAACCCUCUACGUGCUUCUUCCACUGCUAGCGGUUUCCAGUGUUUCGAACAUGCGCAUUUGUUCGGAUCUCUUCUACAGCGUCGCUGAACUGAUUCAUUUACAGGAUCCUGUGGCAAAGUUCCAGGAGGUUUGCAAGAAUUAUCACAGUGCUUCAUUGUGCGUUGAAAAUCAGAAGGAUACCUGCGUACAGACGACCCUGUUCGAGAUCGCCCUGAGUGGCCUUGACGAGCUCUGCAAUGAAAGAGAAGAAGACCUUAUGCCACAUAGAGAGUGCCUUGACCAGCAUGCUGAACUCGUUCUGAAGAAUUGCGACCAUUCUUGUCAACUCACCAGUGUGCUCACGAAUUUGGCAGGGCAAGGUAAUGCUAAGCGGCUGCAGCAACUGGAAGAAGAUCACGACGCAUUGGCGAAGGUUUGUGCACAUCCUUGA
Cooperia oncophora is the source of this 435-nucleotide messenger RNA. NCBI's taxonomy places the organism in Eukaryota, Metazoa, Nematoda, Chromadorea, Rhabditida, Trichostrongylidae. The record is from the annotation of a GenBank genome assembly.